Molecule: messenger RNA, 3928 nt
Organism: Drosophila subobscura
Lineage: Eukaryota; Metazoa; Arthropoda; Insecta; Diptera; Drosophilidae
Gene: orb
Exons: 10
Coding region: 1054-3768 (904 amino acids)
Biological process (GO): negative regulation of cytoplasmic translation
Cellular component (GO): synapse; neuron projection; nucleus
Molecular function (GO): mRNA 3'-UTR binding; mRNA regulatory element binding translation repressor activity; translation factor activity, RNA binding
Source: RefSeq, a predicted model, not a curated record
CCAAAGGCGGCGGCAGAUUACUAAAACUUCUUCCCCUUCUUCCAUCGUUCAUUGUCAGCUCGGCAGAUUUAAUAAUCCAAAUAAUUGUUCAGUGCCAGAAAUGUGGAUGGGGGAGUCGGUGUGUGUAUUUUGAAGCGAGUGUAAAAAGACGGCAAAAACUACACUUCGAACAACAACAACAACGCAACAAAGUAGCGUAGUAGCGAAAGGCGUGCAAAGCUGAAGUGUAGUAGUAGUGGCAGAGUAACGGUUUCGCGAGUGUGUAGUGUGUGUGUGUGCAAUGUGCUUGGCACCACGCAUGGAGGAGGACGACGACGACAGAAGGGCAGCAGACUCGAUGCAAAAUUGAAAUUAAAUUUCCACAAAUUUUAUGCACGCGGCGCGUGGCAGCCUUAACACUGGGAACGGAGUCUUUACGCUGGCACUACUCUUCGCCAGCAAUUGGAAAUUUGCAUCUAUUGACGAGAAGGCAUAAUGAAUCGAUGACUGUUGGCUGCUGCUGCUUUUGCUUCUGCUGAAACCGGGCACAUCUGCCAGCUGUCUACUGUCUUGUGUGUGUCCUGCGUGUCUUCCGUCUUCAGUGUCUGGCCCCAGCAGAGUCAAGAGUGCCCCAAGUCGAGCCCAACGUUGCCUGAGGCGGUCGAACCCAACCAAAUCCAACCCCAAAGAGUCGGAAUCCAACCGAAGCUUUGCCUGCGCAGCUCCAACAAUUGAGCAAUUGAGAGCGCAUUUAGGCAGUGAUUGGGAGAGCGGAUUGCGCGAGAGUGUGAAAAAAUAGUUGAAGCUAGAAAAGGAAACGCCGUCGGCUGGCUUGCUUGCGGCCUGGACUCGAGUUGGGCCCCAAAAAGGAGGAGUGGAGGAGCCGGAAAAGAAGGAGAGAGAGCACAGAGCAGGCACGGAAGUGGUGACAUCUGUUUUUGCCGCUUUGUCAGUGCCAUCCGGCAGCCAAAAGCCGAAGCCCAAGCUGAAGCCUCUGCAGCAGAGUAGACGAACCCACCCGAACACGAGCGGACACGAACACAAGUGUGGAAAUUGGAAUUUUUAUUCAAAACAAUGCCCCUGCUGCAACAGUACGACACACCCGACUGCUCUUCUGGAACUAGUGGCAGUGGCAACAUGCGGGCCUUGAGCGGAGCCUCCUCCGCGGACCUGCUGCAGAAGCACUCGACGAUCAACUCUUUGCUCGAACACCACCAACAACAGCAGCAUCAACAGCAGCAGCAGCUGCAACUGCAACACCACCAGAAACAGCAGCAACAGAAGCAGCAGCAGCUACAGACCCACGAUCUGCUGGGCAGACGCAGCACCGACGAUGGACUGAUAUCAUUCAUCAACGAUCCCAUCACAAUCAGCGAUCUGCUGGGACUGUGCGGCAGCACCACAACUGGAGGAGGAGGAGGAGCGGCAGCAGGAAGUGCAACCGGAGUGGUAGUGGGAGCUGGAGCUGGCAUGGGAUUGGUUGCAGGAACAGGAACCGGAGCUGGAGCCGCAGACGGAGGAGGAUUGGCCACAGCCCAAGCCAGUAAUCAGAAACAGAAUCAGAAUCUGAGCCAGAGCCAGAGCAACGGAGACAACGGCAUCAGCAGUGGCACAUCGAAUCGUUUAAAUGCCGUCGCUACUGGUGCCGUUGCCGCCGCCUCUGGCGAUAGUGUGGGCGUGGGCGUACGCGUUGGUGUUCAACUGUCGGCCAAUGCGGCUGUAUACUCCCCCCUGACGCCCAGCUCCACACAAUCCUCGGCCUCGCCAGGCACCACCAAGUCCAAUUUCGACUACUUUCAGUUUGAAAAUGUUGCACAAAGUAACCCACUUAAGGCUUUCCAAAGAACAAACAUCAGCUUCGAUUGCUCUGCACCUUUAUCGCCAAGUACGCCUUCAUCUAUUUACAAUCGCUCCUUUCACAGUUCACCUUUGGUCAGCGACAGCAGCAAUUCCUCCAGCGGCAAUGGCCUGUCAAUGGACUCGAUCAACAUGCUCUAUCAGCAGCAGCGUCAGGAGCCGCAGGGCUUCUCCAGCAGCGGCCUGGGACUGAGCCUGCAAAAUGCCUCCACGCGCUCCAACACGCCCGAGAGCCAGAUCAGCAACCAGUCGUUCAAUGAACCAAAUCUACUGGACAUGAUUAAUCUGCUGUCUGUAAAUAGCAGCCGUCUGGCAUCCAUGCAGCAGCAACACCAGCAGCAGCAGCAGCAGCAACUUCACCAGCAGCAGCAGGUCCAGCAGCAGCUGCAGCAGCAGUACGCAAACCUCAACAGGAACUACGAGCAACAGCUGUCCGGCAACGGAGGGCAGCACAACUUUGACCUGAACGGAGACCUCAACCAGUGCGGCCUGGAUAACUUUGCCAGCGUGGACAUGGAACUGGCGAAGCUGCAGAAUCUGCAGCGCAUCAACACCCUAAAGCUGCUGCAGGCCCAGACUCAACAGAUGCCGCUACUCAAUCAGUUGCUUCAGAGCUAUGCCGGCAAUAUGCCCGCCACGACCAGUGCAGCCAGUAGUCUGACGAAUCUCGGCGGAACGACGAAUGGGUUCGGGCCGAACCUCACGGGGGACGGCGUCGGCGUCAACAACGAUGUGCAUCUGGAUCGAGUGGCCAAGUUCCACAGGAGCUCCGCGGCCCUGUGCGAUGCCACCUGCACCUGGAGCGGACAGCUGCCGCCACGCUCGCACCGGAUGCUCAACUAUUCGCCGAAAGUCUUCCUAGGCGGCAUACCCUGGGACAUCAGUGAGCAGUCGCUUAUUCAGAUAUUCAAGCCAUUCGGUUCCAUCAAAGUGGAAUGGCCGGGCAAAGAGCAGCAGGCUGCACAGCCCAAGGGCUAUGUCUACAUUAUCUUCGAGUCGGACAAACAGGUGAAGGCCCUGCUGUCGGCCUGCGUGGUCCAAAUGGAUGAUGCACACAGUGGCAGCAACUACUACUUUAAGAUCUCAUCGCGUCGCAUCAAGUCCAAGGAUGUUGAGGUCAUUCCCUGGAUCAUUGCCGACUCCAACUUUGUACGAUCUAGCUCCCAGAAGUUGGACCCCACAAAGACCGUCUUUGUGGGCGCUUUGCAUGGAAAACUGACGGCCGAGGGCUUGGGAAAAAUCAUGGACGAUCUCUUCGAUGGGGUUCUAUACGCAGGCAUAGACACGGACAAGUACAAGUACCCGAUUGGGUCAGGACGCGUGACUUUCAGCAACUUUCGCUCGUACAUGAAGGCCGUUUCGGCCGCCUUCAUCGAGAUACGCACCACGAAGUUUACCAAGAAGGUGCAGGUGGAUCCGUACUUGGAGGAUGCCCUGUGCUCGAUAUGCGGCGUGCAGCAUGGCCCCUACUAUUGUCGGGAGCUGUCCUGUUUCCGCUACUUUUGCCGCAGUUGCUGGCAAUGGCAGCACAGCUGUGACAUUGUGAAGAAUCACAAGCCCUUGACGCGCAACUCCAAGUCGCAGGCUCUGGUGGGCAUUGGCCCCGCCUCGUCGACGGUAUCGCUGGCUUCCUCCAAUCACAGCAACAGCAAUGGGGAGCACAAGAUGCAGCAGCAACAGCAGCACCACCACCACAAUCAACAGCAGCAGCACCACAACCAGAGCCAUCACAGCCACCAGCAGCAUCAGCUGCAGAAGCCACACCAGAUUAAUCAUCAUGGCAAUCUUCAUCAGUCGCACUCGCAGUCCGGAGGAGGAGGAGGCUAUGGGCUGCUGGGCAAUGCUGGAGCCGCUGCCAAUGCCACGGCCACUUCAUUGUACAACUUUCAGCAGCAGCAGCUCCAGCAGCAGCAGCAGCACCAGGCGAUCUAGAGACAAUGCGAAGAGCAUGCACUUCCGGACAAUAUGGCCCCCACAUUAUCAUUGUGAACGACACAGACACAGAGUUUUAUUGAUGUGUAUAUCUAUAGGUACAUAUAUAUAGAGCAACGGUUUGAAGUAUUUGAGUAUACUCGUUGAAUUCCCUCUUUAA